AUGGAAGUCAUCGUUUCCUCCGCGACCUUCCAAGGCGACAGGGCCAAAGCAGAUAUCACCCUCAGCAACCAGCUCACGUCUCCACUCCUCCGCCUACCCGCUGAGAUUCGCAACGCUAUCUAUACCUAUCUAGGAUAUGAGACGCAGACCCAGGUCACCGCCACUAUCGGACAAUCAGACAACCUUGCCAAUAAUUCUGAUCGUUUUGUUAUGCACUUCCAGCUCCCAGGCCUACUAGAAAGCUGCAAACAAAUUCGCUACGAAGCAAGCCCGGUGCUGUGUGCGCAGCUCGCUGUCGAGAUACUCGCCGACGACGACGCUUGGUAUUGGCUACACUCGAAUUGCAAACACAAACUCUGCGACCAAGUCACCUCGCUAAGAAUCUUGGAACUGCAUGCCGAUAGCAUAGAGUUGGAAGUUUACUUCCGCCAGCGCCAUCGCAGGCUUGACAACAUCAAAGCACGUACUAUGAAACUGCCAAGCUUGAAGAGGGUUCAUGUCAUGUGUCACAUGUCAAAGAAGGCUGGAGGGUUCAACGAUUGGACAGCGAAGAGGCUUAGGAAUUGGUUCGAUAACGAGGCAUUGCAGAUUGUCUUUGAGAUUCAUGAGCGUCCUUAUCUCGGCUCUUUCUCGCUUGUGGACACACUCGCCAAUCAACAAGAAUCCCCCCUUCUUCGUCUCCCUGCCGAACUGCGGAACAUAGUCUACACCUACGUAGGUCUCGCGACUAUCAUCCGACCCUACAGCUUAGAAACUCCAAACACCGCCAACACCGCCCCCAUCAAGUACAACCUCCGAUUCCCAGGCCUCCUCUCAGCCUCUCAGCAAAUCCGAAAAGAAGCCACCCCCCUCAUAUAUGCGCAUGCUCUCUUCGACUUCGACGUGUUUGAUUUGUGCUCGUGGCCACCAAUUAGCACCUGCAACCACGAGAUCAGCGAAUUCGUCACCUCGAUUAGGAUUUCGAGGUGUCUUGCGAUCGAGAUUACACUCGAGAUCAGAAAUGCUAGAGACCUCGGAGAGCUCAAGUUUUCGAACUAUCGGCUUCCGAAUCUGAAGAAGGUGUAUGUUGGGCCUUGCGAAACGAGGCGGCCGUGGGAAGAUAGUGUUAGGAUGGCGCUGAAGGUUUGGUGUGGGAAGGGGGAUCUGGAGGUUAGUUUUGGGGUGGGGGGUUUGUGA
Molecule: messenger RNA, 1176 nt
Organism: Alternaria ventricosa
Lineage: Eukaryota; Fungi; Ascomycota; Dothideomycetes; Pleosporales; Pleosporaceae
Exons: 3
Coding region: 1-1176 (391 amino acids)
Source: RefSeq, a predicted model, not a curated record